This is a messenger RNA of Striga hermonthica, 453 nucleotides long. The record is from the annotation of a GenBank genome assembly. NCBI's taxonomy places the organism in Eukaryota, Viridiplantae, Streptophyta, Magnoliopsida, Lamiales, Orobanchaceae.
AUGUCUUCUCACAAACGACCCUAUCCACCUUGUGCUGCACAUUGCAAUUACAGAGGUUACAAGAGGGAAUGGCCGGAACUAGUGGGCCAACCAGCCCAAAAAUGCAAGGCCCAAAUAGAGAAAGAGAAUCCGUUUGUUAACGUGGUGCCGAUUUAUCGGGACGACCCGUUUACGGAUCCAUAUGGGCCGUUAUUUUGCUGCAAUAGGGUUUAUCUCUUUCUGGAGAAAACCGGCAUUUGUUACUUUAUCCCAACCGUAGGGUCUCGACAUGAGGAUAUAGGCAUGGCAGAGCUUUAUCUGGUAUUUAUGGUGAAGGAGAUGGGGGUGGCGUUGCCGCUGGAUGACGAGGACGACAGGUUCGUUGCGACGGCGGAGCAGGAGAAUUGGGUCAUGGAGUUGAUGGACUCGGAGGCAAACCCUUCUUCGUUUCUGCUUCUCAUGAAGGAUGUUUAG